AUGUAUCAAUUUAUGUUGUUUUUCAAAAUGGAACAAUUUACUCAUUAGAUAGAGAGUUAAUUUGGUCAUGUACAAUAUUACAGACGUAUAAAUUGCAUUAAACCUGUCGGUAAAUGUUUUGAUUUACUUUAACUGCAGAGUUAGUACAGAAGAAUAUAACUUUAGCAAGCGCUGUGCUUUUUCUUUAUGGUCUUUGCUGCAUUUGCAUCUUUUUAAGGGGAUUAACAAUGUCAGGAACCACUAAGAUCACUUCUUUUCAGCUUUUUCUUUGAGCGUUCAUCCCUGUAGAUGCUACAUAUUCUUAUGUUCUCCAGAGUUCCAGAAUUAGAAAGGAAUGUUUCAGCGGUAAUCUGAUUCUAAAGGAUGGAACCGAAAAAGAAAGUCUAGAACCAGUACCAUGAUUCGUCAAUUACUGCUCGAAAAGAGGUUGCUGUUAUAACUUACAAGCUCUUCAAAGCAGCAUCUUUACUUUUCUUGUCCCCAAAUACGGUAAGCUUUAUCCAGAUUGCACUCAUCUAUAGCCCCAAUGCAAAUGCUUUUGUUCAACUUCAAGUUUGAGCUCAUGGACAUCUACAGAUUCACAGAAAGACUGUCACAAAACAUGUAGACUGGUGAAACCAACGAUCAACCUGUAAAUUCCUGAAUCCUUGCUGGUCAUGAGCUUUCCUGAAGAUGAACAUGUCGAUUCAAUCCCCUCACUGACCACGAAUGAAGAUUUUCUGAUAAGGGAAAUUUUGCUCACGCACAAUCCUGAUGAUCGUCAGCUCGAUUCUGAGAUGCUGCUGCAGUUAGUGGAGAGUACUUUCUGUUCUGCUACAGAGAAUGUGUUUGCUACACAACUUGAUGCUAUCAGCACUGGUAAUAUUGACCUAAUUGGCUCAGAAGAGCCAAUGUCACUCACCAUCUCUAAGAUCUCAAAUGAGAUGCUUAGCAGAUGCUUUGAGGGUGAAAAUUUGCAUAGAAAAACAUUAGUCUUACUAGAAAUGCUUAGCCAUUAUAGAUGGGACGCGAAAGUGAUGUUAGCCCUUGCAUCGUUUGCGUGUAGCUUUGGAUUAUUUCAGCUCAUAUUGCAGCUACAAUCUGAUAAUGCAUUGGCAGUGUCUUUGGCAAUGAUUAAACGACUCCCCGGGGCCAGCAGCAUGUUAACCCCAGAGUUUAAGGCUAUGAAUUUGUUGGUUAACACAAUGGUGAAGCUGACAAAAGUUAUAAUUAGCUUUGAAGGAAUGUCUAUGCAUUAUGAACUUGUGGAUGAUAAAGUUAUGGAGGUCACAAAGUCGAACAUCUACGUGGCUACCUACUGGAUUUUGAGAAGCAUAUUACUUUGCUCUUCACAGAUAGCAGAUUUGAGAAACUUGAGACUUGAGAAAGUGUAUUCAGAUAAAACUGUUGUUGCAGCAUGGGGACUCCAUAGUGUGGGAAAUAAGUUGAGCAGUCUGUGCAUCGACCUUGGAGAACACGUCGCUAAAUGCCAGCAGCAGAUAGAGACAAGGUUCUACGACAAGCUGCUACAAAUGUUUAAGGAGAAACAUGUCGACAACCAAGAGGUGUUAAGCUUAUUAUUUCCUAUGCAGAGCGACUUCCCCUUCAAGAAUUCCUCCACGACAGAGAAGUGUGGCGUUCUUGAACUGAAAAACAAGGUAGUCGUUCUGUUGAUCUCAAAGCCAGAGUUAAUCCCGGUAGACGAGUUACUUUUCCUGGUGCAGCAGACAAGUGAUCAUCCAAAAGGAAACAAAUUUGAGGGCAGCUACAAAAUAUUAUGGGUUCCAAUUCCAUCUUGGCAUGAAUGGAAUCUUGCUGAUAAGAUAAACUUUGAGUUCUUCUCGAAUAGAUUGCCCUGGUUUUCAAUCCGAAGGCCAUGGUCACUAAAUUCAACUGUAGUAAGCUAUAUCAGGCAAGAAUGGAACUUCAACGACGAUCCCAUAAUGGUUGUAUUGAACGAAAAUGGCAUGGUCACAAACUUAAAUGCAAUGGACAUGAUUUGGAUCUGGGGACCCAAAGCAUUUCCCUUUUCAAAUUCAAGAGAAAAGGAGCUCUGGGAACAGAAAAAUUGCAUGCUGGAUCUCAUCAUCAAUGGAAUCAGCCCUUCAUCGACCAAGUGGGUGGAGGAAGGCAAAAACAUCUGUAUUUAUGGAAGUGCAAACAUACACUGGAUCAGAGAAUUUAACGCCUUGAUCAAGAAAAUAAAAGGCGCAGGCGUCCAGCUUGAAGUCUUAUACGUUGGCUGCAAGAAUCCUGAUGAAAAUGUGAAAACCAUUAUAGACACCAUUGAUCAAGAAAAGAUAUGCACUUCCCUGACUAUCCAUAAGGUACAAUUCUUCUGGCUCCGGUUGGAGAGGAUAAAAAGAUUGAUUUCUGCCUAUGAAGAUCACACGAUAAGUUUGGACAAAACAUCAAAAAAGUUGGCAGAAUUGCUGGAUCUCAACAUGAACAAAAACUGGGCUAUAAUUGGCCAGGGAUCGUCAACCGAUGUCUUGAAACUUGAUGCAGAAAAGCUAGAAGAAUGCCUCCACUUACUCCCUUUAUGGUGUAAAAAUGUGACAACAAUGGGCUUAGUUGGAGCCACUAAAAGUGGCUUUGAACCAUCUUCUGCUGGUGGAACAUGCAAUCAUAGUGAAUUGCUUCCCUAUGAAGAAGGAUUGGUUGAUAAAACAGUGAUUUGUGGUUCAUGUAAAAGGCCAAUGGAGAAGUUUGUUCUCUACAAAUGUGAAGAAUAAAGAGUGUUCAGUUGGUGAAUAAAUAACAUUUGAAUUUCAA
Molecule: messenger RNA, 2754 nt
Organism: Sesamum indicum (sesame)
Lineage: Eukaryota; Viridiplantae; Streptophyta; Magnoliopsida; Lamiales; Pedaliaceae
Source: RefSeq, a predicted model, not a curated record